GAGGUAGAGAGAGAGAGAGAGGGAGAGAGAGAGAGAGGUGAUCAGAAGCUGGAUGUCCUUGCCACUGCGCUGAGCCGGGAAGAGGAGUCCAACCCACAGAAAGAGGCACGAGAAACUGGGAGAAUUUUAAAAAGGACACUGAAGGAGUCACAGGGAAAUAGAAAGGACGGAAUUGUGAGAGAAAGCUUGGAACUCGGGGAAAUAAGGGAGGAGAGAACAAGAAGACUACGCUCACUGCAGCUGCUCCACUGGCAACAACACCCCCUUCACCACCUCCAGAAAGCCCUCUCCCUUCCCUCUCUCACCCCAUCCUCACUAGUUUGUCCUCUGCUCCUUCCUCUCUCUCUCUUUCUCUCUCUCACUCUUUUUUUCGUUUUCUCCAUCCAUCCCUCUCGGUCUGCGGUGUUAACAUGGAAACCGGCAGCCCGCGCAAGAUUCAGUUCACUAUGCCACUCCUGGACUCUCACCUGGACCCGGAGGCAGCUGAACAGAUCAGAAGAAGAAGGCCUACACCUGCCACUCUGGUGGCCUCCAGUGACCAAUCCUCGCCAGAGAUUGACGAAGACCGUCUUCCCAACCAGCUAUACAAGCAAGCCUUGUUGAAUUCCCCCAGGCAGAGGAGGAAGGGAGCGCGAGGAAAUCCCACCAUGAAAGAGCUUCAGUUUAUGGUGGAGCACCACCUGUACCGGCAGCAGCAGGGGGCCGACGAGUGCUCCUCAGAGAGCUGCCUGUCGGACCGGCCCAGCCCUGACGCCAUGCCUGCUGGAGAGGAGCUCCCCGACGACGAUGAGGAGGCCUGGAGCACCGGGGACCAGGCCGCUAGCACGGCCUUCGAGAAGCUGCGCUGCCAAAUGGAGGAGUUUUCACGGGAGAGCCUUUUAGAGGCUUCUGGGGGCAUGGAGCUUCCCCUGUCAAAGGAGGAAAUGGCUCCUUCCGCCUCCACGGCGACGUCAACACAAAACACACAACCAGCAGCAGACAGCACUGCAUCAGCAGCUAAGAAGACACAGAAAACCAGUGUGGAAAAGGACAAGUAGACCCAUUGGGGCCUGCCACUCUGUUCGUAUGGGGAAAAACCCAUUAAGAUGGAAUAUUUUUUCACUCCAGUUUUGCCUUACCAGAAUUGGAGGAAGAAAGUAUUAAGGCAUUUAUUCUUUUUUUGUUACGUUUGUUUCCAGUUUUGACAGUUGGUUUGUUCAUGCUAUUAAUUUUGUCUAUUUUGUUGUUUGUAUUGUAUACCACUUAUUUACUGUAAGUGGAGUUGUCAGGCCUGGCAAACAGGCAAUAAUCAAUAGUUAUUGAAUACUUGUUUUGCCACACUGACUUUGUUGUUUCAUGUGGGGCACUGUUUUUCCUAUCGGAUGUUAAAAUUUGGUUAAAUGGAUCAAAUGUUUUGACUUACAAUUAUUGUAUUAUACAGAGUUUUUUUCCAGAAAAUGUUGAUUAUUUUAUUUAAACAGUCUGCCAGUUAAAAAUCCACUUGUUCUGCUUUCAAACAUGCUACAUCACUACAUCUCAGAUUUGUUUAGGGGGAGUGGGGGGAUGGGGGGGCAUUCUGGGCCUGAUUUAGGUCUCACAAGAUUCCAGCACAUAUCCAUUUCUAUGCACCGGAGGCCUCAUACAGCUUUGUUAUCUAGUUAAGCUCAGAAUCCAUCAUAGAUCAAAAAGCAUCCAACAGAUCUAUCAGAUCAAUUCUGGCCCAGCUUGUUGAGUUCAGCAGCCAGGUCUAAAAAAUGUCUCCCUGACUAACCCUACAUUCACAUUGCAAUAGAUCCUGAUCUUUAUUCAGUGUAAAACGAAUGAAGUAGAGCACUGAACUUAUUCAAAAGAGCUGUUCUCUUUUAGAUUUGUCUUGUUGAACAAAAGACCCCUGUAGCAUCUUUGUGGGUGGGUGCAACAAGCUUCCUUAUCUGGAAUGUUGGCAGUUUUCCCUAUCAGUGAUUCCUCAUGCAGGCAGAGAACAUACCACGCUUGAUACGUUCCUGAAUUCUUGCUAUUACCUAUUACCUACACUGCAAACUUAUGAUUCAUUGCCGUUAUCCUACACAUUUCUUUCAACCCCAAAUUCUCUUAUGGACCAAUAAUAAUACCCUGACUUGACCAAAUAUUCUAUUUAUAUAUUCUAUUUUCUCUCUCUCUUUCACACACACACAUCAAAACAAAUAUACAUGGACACACAAACACGCACACACACAGUGCAAACACCUAAUUUAUAGUGCUAGUUUAAUUCCUAUGUUCAUCCUAGCCAACCAGUUAUUAUCCACUACAAUUGGCCCAUAAGGCCAUCUUCUGUCAUCUGGAAGCUUCUCUUCCUUCAAUGCAUCCUCAGAAAAAUGCAAUCUAAAGGCCACAGGCUCAGUAAGUAGUGUAUACUUUCCUCUUUAAGCUUGAUGGGUGAGAUCAGCGGAUCAAAAUAUAACACUGUAUACAUGUCUGUGGAUGGAUGACUGAAACAUUUAAGAAUUAAAUAUGUUUUUUGAACAUUUUUAUCAAGUAAAACAUUGUCUAUAAUAAACGUGCUGGGUGAUUUGAA
This is a messenger RNA of Clupea harengus (Atlantic herring), 2533 nucleotides long. Its product is annotated as protein phosphatase 1 regulatory subunit 1A. The record is from RefSeq and is a predicted model, not a curated record. Gene Ontology annotation, biological process: intracellular signal transduction. Gene Ontology annotation, cellular component: cytoplasm. NCBI's taxonomy places the organism in Eukaryota, Metazoa, Chordata, Actinopteri, Clupeiformes, Clupeidae. Gene Ontology annotation, molecular function: protein phosphatase inhibitor activity.